Messenger RNA from Equus quagga, 1761 nucleotides. It is a transcript of the gene SKA1, whose product is annotated as spindle and kinetochore associated complex subunit 1. Gene Ontology annotation, cellular component: spindle microtubule; outer kinetochore; mitotic spindle. Gene Ontology annotation, biological process: chromosome segregation; regulation of microtubule polymerization or depolymerization; cell division. Bases 158 to 973 code for a protein of 271 amino acids. The transcript is spliced from 8 exons. Lineage: Eukaryota; Metazoa; Chordata; Mammalia; Perissodactyla; Equidae. The record is from RefSeq and is a predicted model, not a curated record. Gene Ontology annotation, molecular function: microtubule binding.
AUCACGGGCUUCCGGCCGAGACGGGGGUCUCCGCGGCUGGCAGCCAGGUAUCGAAUGGGCUCUUUUGCUCCCAGACCCGCAAGAGGUUGCAGUCUGAUGUGGGGAUCCCCCCCUCGGAAGUAGGCGGAAGGCAUUGCUUGGGCGAGAGCCUUAAAGGAUGGCCUCCUCAGAUCUGGAACAGUUAUGCUCUCAUAUUAAUGAAAAGAUUGGCCAUAUUAAAAAAACUCUGUCAUUAAGAAACUGUGGCCAAGAACCUACCUUGAAGACCAUAUUAAAUAAAAUAGGAGAUGAGAUCAUUGUGGUAAAUGAACUUCUAAAUAAAUUGGAAUUGGAAAUUCAGUUUCAAGAACAAACCAACAGUUCACUCAAGGAACUCUAUGAAUCUCUCGAAGAAGAUUAUAAAGAUGUGGAACAUCUCAAAGAAAACAUUCCUCCCCAUUUGCCUCAAGUAACAGUAACCAAGAACUUUUUUCUUAUCCUGCUGUCUCUGAAGAAAAUGUCACCUCUUUCCCAAGGUGUUAACGUAGCAGAUGUUGACCCUGAAGAACCAGUCAAAGUCAAGGAACCUGCACCCACAAAGAAGCCCCCAAAAGAACAAAGAACUAUUAAAGAAAUGCUAUUUAUAACUUCUGAUGAGUUUAAUGGCAUUCCUGCGUACAUGAAAUCCCGCUUAACCUAUUGUCAAAUUAAUGAUGUUAUUAAAGAAAUCAAUAAGGCAGUAGUUAGUAAAUAUAAGAUCCUAUAUCAACCAAAAAAGUCUAUGAAUUCUGUGACCAGAAAUCUCUAUCACAGAUUUAUUGAUGAAGAAACGAAGGAUACCAAAGGUCAUUAUUUUAUAGUGGAAGCUGACAUAAAGGAGUUCACAGCUUUGAAAGUUGACAAGAGGUUUCACGUGAUCCUGAAUAUUUUACGACACUGCCGGAGGCUCUCAGAGGUCCGAGGGGGAGGCCUUACCCGAUACGUUAUAACCUGAGGCCCUGUGAGCUUGAGCCAGCCAACAGCAGGGUAUAGAGGCUAUUCCUGUAGUUUCCUUGUAUGUAAUUUCUUUUUAUAUAAUUUCUUUAGCUUUUUCAUUUUCUUCUUUUGUAAAAUGAAAUUUUUUUAAGACAAAGCAUAUAUAUUUUAAAAUUCACUUCCUUUCAGCAAAUAUUUAACUACCUACCGUAUGAGCCUGUGUGCUAGGCAUGUAAUGGAAUAAUAAAUAUUCAUGUCUAGUUUUUCUGUUUAGUGACGAUGCUGCAGACCCUCAUAAGAUGGGUGCAGAUGCAAUAAUGGAGAAAAAGAUCAAGAAGAUAAGGUCAGGGUUACCUAGGCUCUUUGUUAUUAAAGGUCAUUAGUGUCUAAACUCCAUCAAUGGCAUUUCAGGCUACAGGCAAAAGUUGGAUUGGGAGGAAGCCCACCCAUGUGGUUAUUCUGCUUUCCCAUAUGUCGUUAGCAAACCACUUACCUGAAAUGCAUUCAGUAUAAACCAACCUGUACACUUCAACCAGUAAUUAAAUUGCAAUUGUAUUGAGAUGAAAAAGAUGAUAAAAUAACAGGUGUAAGCAGGUUGAUAGUGGUCACGGAACAUGGGUGGUUGAAUAGUAAGAAUUUGGUCGUAUUUCUCUUUCACACUUGGGGAGACUGUCUGAUCUAUCUGUGUUUUGGUUAACGUUCUCUAGAGAAACAGAACCAAUAGGAUAUAUAUUAUAUAUAUUAUGAGAUUUAUUAUGAGGAAUUGGCUCAUGCGAUUAUGGAGGCUGAGAAGUCCCCCAGUCUGCU